AUUUCCUCUAAGAUUGUAUUAAUAUGCUUCAGUUCCCGACUGUAUACCCAGUCUGCCCAUUUCAAAUCCAUCAGCAAUCCUAAGGCAACUCUUUUUGGUCGUGUCUUGGGAAGCAUCUUCGUGUCUUAACCUCCUUGGUCAUAUCAAACAUUCACAAGAUUAAUAGUGUCCCAAUUGUCCAGAGUAACGAUGCUCUCCUUUCUAACCUCCGUCACCUCAACGAAAAGCACUGCUCCACCGAUGAACGCUGGAUGUGGCUUCCAUCUUGAAGUCACAGGAGGAUUCAAUGGCCCCGUGGGCCAAUUAGGGAAUGGUCAGGCGAGAGCAGGGAGUGACUUGCCACCAUCUCUGUUUACUUGGUUUGGGGAUGCUUUUGCUGAUCAGGAGGGUAGAGGUUGCUGGUGGACUCCUCCUACUUCGGUACUUCAGUGCGACAGGAACCAAAGGCCCGAUCACGGAUUCGGGAUCGGGUGUUACGGCGGCGUGUCCUACCGAGACCAGUCUACGUUCUACGAAUGCCACACGAACGACGACUACGAGGUUAAUCUAUACUUGGAACCUAAUGGCGCCAAUUGUUCUACGAUCACGAUCCGUGCUGAUAACUGCCGGCCAUUGUGCGCGGGCGAAACCUUAACACCAUCUUCAUCUUCGUCGUCGUCAACCAGCUUAACAAUUACCCCUUUCGAAGCCGUGACAACCACCACGGUGACGAAAUCGUCACCAACUACGAUUACCAGGCCGCCUUCUUCAGGCCCGACAGCUAGACCUCCAUCAACACACGGCAAUUGUGACGUAGUCGUUGCCCAAGCCCCUACUGAGAUCGUUUUGGUCGACAAGAAUAAUCCAAGCACGAGCUACGGCCCGAACCCUGACAUGCUAGUACGACUCUCACCGAACUCAUCCGCCGUUUUCGUCUUCCCCAUCUCCGCCUCGGACGGUGGAAAGGAAUGUGCAGUUCUAUUCAACUUGCCUCCCGCCCAAGAAGAAUUUCAGGAUUACAAGUUGAAGGGUAAUGGGCUUAUUAGCUUCGCACUUCUAAACGGAACCUUAGCUGAUCCGGGACACACGACAUAUGGUAAUUUACCAGGGAUCGCAGCGUCUUUGGAGUCAGUUGAAUUGAGGCCGGACAUGAGUGUUCAGCCGGUUACUUUUGAAUGUCCUGGCGUGGAUACGAAUUUCACGGUAGCAAUGCGUGAUGCGCCUGGCUCUGAUGCGUGUUUGGAGUAUCGGCAGAAUGAGACGGAUGUGCUGGUUGGGAUGUAUCUUCUGAAGUGUUAAGAUACGGGUAUCUGGGUGAGACAUGGCGAGUGCAAAAGGGGAGAAAAACGCGAGAGAAGUUAAAGAACAACACUCAGACCCCGUGGAACGACUGGACUCAUGGUUGGAGAUUGCUAUACCAGGUAUUCUUGUUGCUUUUUUUGGGAUGAUGUGGCUUGACAUUGUGUUAUGCUGGAACUUGGAGGGUAGGUGAGAGUUAGUUACUAAAUUGCGAAGCAUUGAAGAAUCGCACAUCCUACUAGGGAAGUGUAGCAGACAGAUAUCACCGGCAAUUUGAUACUUUGUUUAACUUCCAUGCUAUAUUGG
Molecule: messenger RNA, 1584 nt
Organism: Hypoxylon trugodes
Lineage: Eukaryota; Fungi; Ascomycota; Sordariomycetes; Xylariales; Hypoxylaceae
Exons: 2
Coding region: 190-1278 (362 amino acids)
Source: RefSeq, a predicted model, not a curated record